CCUGUGUACACGCCUACAGGGGUGACAAAAGUCAGCCUGCUCCCUUCCGCAGAGAGGGGGAGCUGAGGUCCCUCGGGGUCACCCCCAGGGCUGCAGGCCCAGCCAGGCUGAGACUUAAACUCCUGUCGGUCACCCUCCCUCUGCCUCUGAGCCCCGCCUACUUCCUACCUGACUUUACUGCUCCCUCGGCCAGGGCCACAAUGAGCGAGGUGGGAAUUGGGAUGCCGGCUCCCCUCUGUGGGAGUGAGGAGGGGUGUCUGGCCUUGCCUCCCUGGUCCAGCAGGGGGCGCUAUAUAGCAGCCCCCGUCUGCUUUCCGGAGUGGGCGCCUCGGAGAGAGCGGGGAGCAGGAUCCUUGGGGUUCUGGCCACAGGCGCCAAGUGCACAGACACCAUGGCAUGGGGUGACCCUGGCGCCGGCGGGCCAGCAGGACUGGCCGUGGGACGCCCGGGCAGUGAGGGAGUUAACCACAGCAGCUCGCUCCUCUCUACAAGGAAAAACUCCCCACAGCCGCCUGUUGCCUGGCUUCCAGCCAGGGCCGAGAGCAGGGGCUGAGAACCGGAGUGCAUGCGCUCGGCAGCUCUGCUCUGCAGUGAGCACUCGGAGAGUGGCAGCCCUGCCGGCCACCAGCAGUCCCUCCACCCUCCCACCUGCCUGCCUGCUGUCUGCCUCUGAGCCUGUCUGUCCAGCCGCCUGUAAGUCCAUCUCUUUCCAGGUGUCCAUCCUCCCUGUCUUGCUGUCCUGCCCGUCGACCCAUCUGCUACCUGUCCUUGUCCACCUGUCCGAUCAUCUGUGAGCUCACCUGCACAUCUUCCUCUCUGUUCACCUGUCUGUCUGUCCAUCCGCUGGCGCAUCUGCCCACCUGCCUCCCCUCUCCCGCUGGGCCACGGAGCCAUGGCCUGGGGCCGCGGCGCCACCACCAGCCUCGUCCUGCUCGUGCUGGCCCUGGCGCUGGCCAUCAUCGUUCCAGCCGUGGUCCUUUCCCGCCACCGCACCCGCUGCGGCCCCAAGGCUUUUGCCCACGCUGCGGUGGCUGCUGACUCCAAGGUCUGCUCCGACAUUGGACGGGCCAUCCUGCAGCAACAGGGCUCACCUGUGGACGCCACCAUCGCCACUCUGGUCUGCACUGGCGUCGUCAACCCUCAGAGCAUGGGCCUGGGCGGAGGGGUCGUGUUUACCAUCUACAACGCAACGACAGGGAAAGUGGAGGUCAUCAAUGCCCGGGAGACGGUGCCAGCAGGUGGCGACCCUGACCUGCUGAGCGGCUGUGAGCAGGCACUGCCGCUGGGCACAGGGUCCCAAUGGAUCGGGGUCCCUGGGGAGCUCCGUGGCUACGCCGAGGCCCACCGCCGCCACGGCCGCCUGCCCUGGGCGCAGCUGUUCCAGCCCACCAUCGCGCUGCUGCGGGGGGGUUACCGCGUGCCCCCUGUCCUCAGCUACUUCCUGCACAGUGACUUCCUGCGGCCCUCGCUCAACGCAUCCUCCCUGAGGCAGCUCUUCUUCAAUGGGACAGAGCCCCUGCAGCCUCAUGAUCCCUUCCCGUGGCCUGCGUUGGCUGCCACCCUGGAGGUAGUCGCGGCCGAGGGCGCCGAGGUGUUCUACACGGGGAGGCUGGGCCGGAUGCUGGUGGAAGACGUUGCCAAGGAAGGAGGCCAGCUGACCCUGCAGGAUUUGGCUGCCUUUCAGCCGGAGGUGGUGGAUGCCCUGCAGGUGCCCCUGGGGGACUUCACACUGUACUCGCCGCCGCCGCCUGCAGGGGGCGCCAUCCUUGGCUUCAUCCUCAACGUGCUGAGAGGGUUCAACUUCUCAGCAGAGUCGCUGGCCAGGCCUGAAGGGAUCGUGAGUGUGUACCACCACAUUGUGGAGACCCUCAAAUUUGCCGGGGGGCAGAGGUGGCGGCUGUGGGACCCCCGCAGCCACCCAGAGGUACAGAACGCCUCCCAGGCCCUGCUCGGGGAGGAGCUGGCUCAUCUCAUCCGCCAGCAGAUGGAUGACCGCGGCGACCACCAGCUCAGCCAUUACGGCCUGGUCGGGGCCGGGGACCACGGCCUGGGCACCUCCCACGUGUCUGUACUGGCGGAGGACGGCAGUGCCGUGUCUGCCACCAGCACCAUCAACACGCCCUUUGGAGCCAUGGUCUACUCUCCACGCACGGGAGUCCUCCUCAACAAUGAACUCCUGGAUCUAUGCUGGAGGCGCCCGCCAGGCUCUGGUGUCACCCCCGCACCCGUUCCAGGCGAGCGGCCCCCUUCGUCCAUGGUACCUUCCGUCCUGAUCAGUGCAGCCCGGGGGUCGAAGCUGGUGAUUGGUGGGGCUGGGGGGGAGCUCAUCAUAUCUGCCGUGGUCCAGGCUGUCGUGAACAAACUGUGGCUUGGUUUUGACCUGGGAGCGGCCAUUGCAGCUCCGAUCCUGCACGUGAACAGCCAGGGCCGCGUAGAAUAUGAACCCAGCUUCAGUCAGGAGGUGCAGAGGGGACUGCAAGAGCACGGCCAUAGCCAGAGCCCUCGGCCCUUCUUCCUGAACGUGGUCCAGGCCGUGUGGCAGGAGGGGGCCUGUGUGCAUGCCGCGUCGGACCCAAGGAAGGCCGGGGAGGCCGCCGGCUACUGAGGAGACCACUGGCCGGGAGCCAGGCCUGGCCACCGGACAGAGUGCGGCGGCAGGGAGCCAGCGGACCCAGCCUGCUGGAUGGACACCGGUGGGGGCGGAGCCUCUGCCCUGGCCUCGCCCUCCUCGUGGCCCUGCCCCGGCCCCUUGCCAGUCCUGGCAAGCUGUGUAUCCUGAACUCAAGGAUUAAAGAGGGGGGCCACCGCCAUGGCUUACUAGGUUAAUCCUCCGCCUGCAGCACUGGCACGCCAUAUGGGUGCCGGGUUCUUGUCCUGGUUGCCCCUCUUUCAGUCCAGCUCUGUGCUGUGGCCCGGGAGUGCAGUGGAGGAUGGCCCAAGUGCUUGGGCCCUGCACCCGCAUGGGAGACUGGGAGGAGGCACCUGGCUCCUGGCCAUCCAGGAGCGGCCAUUUGGGGGGUGAACCAGCGGAGGGAGUAUCUUUCUCUCUCUCUCACUCACUGUCUAACUCUAUCUGUCAAAUAAAAAUAAAUAAA
This is a messenger RNA of Lepus europaeus (European hare), 3095 nucleotides long. It is a transcript of the gene GGT5, whose product is annotated as gamma-glutamyltransferase 5. The coding region runs from base 893 to 2605 and encodes 570 amino acids. Gene Ontology annotation, molecular function: glutathione gamma-glutamate hydrolase. The transcript has 12 exons. Lineage: Eukaryota; Metazoa; Chordata; Mammalia; Lagomorpha; Leporidae. Gene Ontology annotation, biological process: glutathione catabolic process. The record is from RefSeq and is a predicted model, not a curated record.